This is a messenger RNA of Chinchilla lanigera (long-tailed chinchilla), 1273 nucleotides long. RefSeq names its product epithelial cell adhesion molecule (gene Epcam). The record is from RefSeq and is a predicted model, not a curated record. NCBI's taxonomy places the organism in Eukaryota, Metazoa, Chordata, Mammalia, Rodentia, Chinchillidae. Gene Ontology annotation, molecular function: cadherin binding involved in cell-cell adhesion. Gene Ontology annotation, cellular component: bicellular tight junction; membrane.
GGUGUGAGUGUGAAAGCUACAAGAUGACCACAAACUGCUUCGUGAACAAAAACGGGCAGUGCCAGUGUACUUCCUAUGGUGCACAGAACACUGUCAUUUGUACGACACUGGCUUCCAAAUGCUUAGUGAUGAAGGCAGAGAUGAUGCACUCCAAGUCGGGGAGGAGGGUGAAGCCUGAAGGGGCGAUCCAGAACAACGACGGGCUGUACGACCCCGACUGUGACGAGCGCGGGCUCUUCAAAGCCAAGCAGUGCAACGGCACGGCCACGUGCUGGUGCGUGAACACCGCCGGCGUCCGCAGGACCAACAAGGACUCCGAGAUCCAGUGCCCCGAGACUGUGCGGACCUACUGGAUCAUCAUCGAACUAAAACACAAAGAAAGACAACAGCCUUUUGACCUUCAAAGUCUACAGACUGCACUUCAAGAGAUGCUCACAACCCGUUACCAGCUGAAUUCAAAAUUUAUCGCAAAUAUUCUGUAUGAGAAUAAUGUUAUCACUAUUGAUCUGAUGCAAAAUUCUUCUCAGAAGACUCAGAAUGAUGUGGACAUAGCUGAUGUGGCUUAUUAUUUUGAAAAAGAUGUUAAAGGCGAAUCCUUGUUCUCUUCUAAGAAAAUGGACCUGAGAGUCAACGGGGAACAACUGGAUCUGGACCCUGGUCAAACUCUAAUUUACUAUGUUGAUGAAAAGCCACCUGAAUUUUCAAUGCAGGGCCUCACGGCCGGUGUUAUUGCUGUCAUCGUUGUUGUGACGCUAGCAAUUGUCGCUGGAAUUGUUGUGCUGAUUAUUUCCAGAAAGAAGAAAACAGCGAAGUAUGAGAAGGCUGAGAUAAAGGAGAUGGGUGAGAUGCACAGAGAACUCAAUGCAUAACUUCUAUAAUUUGAAAAUUUACCACAAGAAGGGACAUUAGCAAAAGGACUACAGAUGCAUGAACAUGGGACAAAAAGAUGCUUGAGUAUUGCUGUGUUGUUAGUUAACAUCGUAUAUUUGUAAUAGAGAAACCUGUACUCAAAUAUAAGCAGCUUGACAUUGGCGUUAUCAGUCUUAAAAUCUGACCAUAACUGUAUCAUAUAUGCAGCUCUAAUAGUAAAAGCCAGGACAGGGGCUGCAUAGUUAAAAUACGUGUAAUAUUGAAGAGUGCAUUCAGUGUGCUUCCACAGUAGAAGGAUCACUGUCUUGUUUGUGAUUGAAAGCUGCCUUUCUAGUACUUUGAGUCUUGUAUUGUACAUAUAAACUUUUUUAUGAAGUAUGAAAUAAAACAUUUUUAAACAGAA